AUGUUCAAAGCUCCUCCGAAAGUCGGGCCUGGCCGGAAGGACACGGAUGGGGCAAACCCGUACAAGUCAUGGGAACACAUCAAUCACACGUGGCUGAUCUUGAUGUGUCUGGGCUGCCUCUGCGCGGGCUGGCUGGCGGGGCACGUUGUCGAAGUGGACGAGUCGAAGAUCAAACCGAAGUACGCUAGGGAGGACGUGGUGGCAUCGGCGUGCAGGCAGUUCGAGUUCCGCCCCGACUUGGCUGCGACGAGCAUUCGAGUUGCGUUUGUGCUGGCGGCGCGUCGCGCCGGGUUUCCGGCCGACACGGUGGAUGAGUCGUGUGCAGUGGUGCAGGGGCUGAACGACGUGGCGGGGAUCAUGAACUAUCUCUCCAACACCUACCCCGCCUCCUCCACCGAGGAUGUUGCCUCGCUCGCUGCCAUAGCCGGCAUCAAGUACCUGAACGGUCCCUACGAGGCAAUCCUGGAUCAGUGGAAGUGGGGGCGCAACGACAGCGACACGGCCCCAAAGCGCAACAUUCCGAAGGACUCCCAUCAGAAAGUCUUCUCGAUUCCUACGAUACUGCACGCCCUCGGCGGCCUGACCGAGGCAGAGUGUGUGGCGCUGCUCGCCUGCCACAGCGUCGGCGAGUUCCACGAGGAUGUGAGCGGCCUCGAAGGCGCCACGCACACCGGGAAGCGCUAUAUACUCAACAACCGCUACUACCAGUUUCUGCUGGAGCAUGAGAAGGCCUUUGCUCCGCUGACGGUGGCACGGACGCAGGACAACAAGGAGGUGGCGGUGCUGCCGCAAACUUUGAAGUGUGUCUACGUGAAGGAGAAGGCCAACGGGAAGACGAAGAAGCGGCAGUGUGUCAUGAACGCGGCGGAGCUGGAGCUGCUGAAGAACAAAACGUGGCGCGAGCUCGUGGUACGCUACGCCGCGGACGAGGAGCUGUGGCGAGAGCAGUUCCAGUCGGCCUUCACGAAGAUGAUUGAGAGCAACUUCAAGCGACUUCGUCCGUACUCGGACCCGAAUUCGGCUUAG
Leishmania mexicana MHOM/GT/2001/U1103 is the source of this 1026-nucleotide messenger RNA. RefSeq lists its product as hypothetical. Bases 1 to 1026 code for a protein of 341 amino acids. Lineage: Eukaryota; Euglenozoa; Kinetoplastea; Trypanosomatida; Trypanosomatidae. Gene Ontology annotation, biological process: cellular response to oxidative stress; response to reactive oxygen species; hydrogen peroxide catabolic process. Gene Ontology annotation, molecular function: peroxidase activity; heme binding. The record is from RefSeq and is a predicted model, not a curated record. The transcript has a single exon.